Molecule: messenger RNA, 2988 nt
Organism: Bactrocera dorsalis (oriental fruit fly)
Lineage: Eukaryota; Metazoa; Arthropoda; Insecta; Diptera; Tephritidae
Exons: 5
Coding region: 375-2132 (585 amino acids)
Molecular function (GO): protein serine/threonine phosphatase inhibitor activity
Source: RefSeq, a predicted model, not a curated record
AGUUUAUGAGUGACUGCAAUAAGUAGCAGAGAUGUCAGCAGCCACGAAAUUUUCACAUUUUUCAAAGGCGAAAAAAGUAAUUAAAUCGUGCAGGUUCUCUAUGGAUUAUAGUUAUUAAACAUUCUUUGGAUAUUGUGUGAAAGAUUUAAAUAAUUUUUAUGAAAAGAACUAUGCGAUUACAUAGUGAAAAUUACCAGUGAAAUUCGUGUGGUCGGAUAUUUUACGUAUUUACGAGAAAGAUUUUGUGCGUAUGCGUAAGCAAAAAGGGAGAAAGGAUAACAUUUCACAGCAGAAAAUAUCUGUGAGCAUUAUUUAAGUGACAGCAGCGUGUCAUACAUCAAAACUAUAAAAAGAACACAAAUAGCACACCUACAAUGGAUGUAGGAGAAAUAAUUGAAACAGCUGAUGGACCUCCACAAACAAUAAGUUCAGAAUUAAUUAAAAACUCCGCAGAAUCAACAACCAAGAUUGGUACCAGUUCCGACCAAGGCGUGUUAAUUGAGAAUACUUCUGGCUUAACUAUACCUUCAAAUAACAGCAAAACACUAAAACGUUGUUUGAGCGUGCCAAUUUUGCCCGCUGGCUCUUCUUUCACAUCAAUGACUACUCGAGCCGCUGCAGCAGCUAUGGCCAUGCGAAAUGUUGGAAAUACAGCGAAUCCUGUAGGUGGAAAUAACCCAAAAGAAGCACUAUCAACACCUAUAAAACAUCAAACUUUUAACAAACGUGAGGCGGUUGGCGACGUAUCAACCGUAAACAACUUUGGACACAAUAUACAUAUUGGAAUACCACGUUCAAAUCCUUCCUCCAGGGAAGUUUCACCGGCGCCAGUGUUUAACAUAUUCGCACCCCGUGCUCGUCGUUACUCGGCCAGUUACACUCCUCAUGGGGCAGCUACCGUUGGAGGCAACUCGACUGCAGUAAAUGGCUUGCCACUUUGUCUCACUCCGCGUGUCUCCCAGUUAAGACAAGAAGAAUGCGUAGACAUGUUAAAUACACGCGAAGCAAAUCAUGAACGUGAAUUACAUAGUGCCAUGCAGAUGUCCCAAAGUUGGGAGGACUUGACUUUGGUUGCCGAAAAUUGGUCCUGUAAAUCAGAGGACUUAAGUAAUCCACUACAGGUUUCCUUGCCAUCUGGAGUUACAAGUUGUUCGAGUCCGAGCCCAACAAAUAAUCGUGCCGGGAUGAGGCUACCAUACGGUUUGUCACCAUCACCAACAAGACGUACUUUCGCUACUAGACGAUCAAUGUCACCAAUCGCUAUGCGGCCAUCACAAUUAGGACCCGUCAAGCGCAAAUUUGAGCUGGAUGAUGGUGGUGGUACUGGAAGUAAUUGGAAUGUAUAUUCGCAACCACCUUUGAAGAAAAUAUUUACGGAGAGUCGAGGCUCUUCACCAGUUUGUCAAUCACCAUCUUCAAUAUGCCCCAGCCCGGAUUCUGGAACAUACGAUGGUCGAAUAACACCAAAGCUAUUCAUAUCGAAGUUAUGCACCAAUAAUACAAAUAACAACUCAGCUUGUUCAUCACCAAGUAGCAGUGUAAGUGGCGGGAUCAUCGACUCAACAACUACCUCAGGGAUAUGCUCCUCUGGCUCCUCAACGGCUUCCUCCAUAUCUGGUGGCAGCGAGCCAAUGUGCAUUGGAAAUGGGGGAAUGGAUGAAGGCAUUUCAAUGACAGAUAAUAACGAAAAACUUAGAAAUAACAGAAUUUCGACAACCAGUGGUUCUUCUGGAUGCAGUGUAGAUACAAAUACAGGCAGUGAAGUUCAAGCAAUGACCACUGACAUACAGGAUGAUGCUACCUUGUUGGAUGACAUGAAGAGUGAGACAUCGUCCAUAGGGGGUUGCUCCAGCAUCAGCAUCGAGUCAUCUUCCUGUGACAGCGCCUCCAAGGCAGCUGCAAGCUUCCUUAAUAGACUGAACGUUGAUGAUAUUAGCACAAGUCCGCUGGCAGUACAAAAAAGCUUUUACAUCAACAAACAGGGCUUAACUGGUAAUAAGAAAUUCAUUGUUAGCAGUAUAAGCAGCGAACCAACCGAAAGUAUUAACGCAACUAGCACCAACGUUAACGCCUCUACUCUAACAGUAAGCGCAUCGGACCUUAUCUCUUCAUCAUGCACAAAUGGUUCGUAAAUAAGCGAGAAGUUGUCCGAUUUCCCAAUAAAUUAAGUUAUAAUUGAUCGAGAAGGAUUUCUGUUCUGUUUUCUCGAAGUUUUUUAUUUUGCCUUGAUAUUACAAAACUAGCUGGCAUUAAAGUACUAGGAAUUUAGAAAAAAGUUUGUUUUAAGUUGAUAUAAAUAUGUUCUCCCGCCAUCAUUUAUUGUUAUCAACUCAUUUUUGUAGAGUUUAGUUGUCUUUUCUAAUUCAUGUCAUAGUCCACUUACUCAAAUUGUUUUGUCUGUUAAUCAGACUGAGUAUUUGGCAGUCGUUUCAUUUCAUUUUCAUUUAGUAAUUACUGUUAUUUAAGUCUGUAAUGUAUGUAUGUGUAUAAAUUAGAAUAAUUUAUGUAAACAAAAAGUGAAUUUCACUUAAUGAUAUGAAGAAAAUUGUUUCUUUUUUGUUUGAUAUAUUUGAUAUCUGAUUUAUGAAAUAUAUUUAUUAAAUUGCGUGACACUUUAAUUACCAAUACAUUGUUUUGUAAAAUAAAUUGAAUAGUUAAUCGCAUGUGGGUUAGUUAAUUUUUGACUAGAGGAAAGCCUUGGACUGAAUUGCAAGAUAAAAACUUUGUGUUUUUAAAAUAUUUAUAAUAAUUCUUCGGUGAAUGUUUAGGUAAAUCCUAUAAUUGUCGUCGUGAUUGUUAAUAACUUUAUAGCUCCUAUAACUCUUUAAAUGGUGUUUAAACUUGCGAAUUAAGAAAAUAUAUUUGCCGAUCUACGACUAACUAUUUAUGAUCCAUGGUUAAAAUGUUGCGAUGUCUGCAAAGGAUCACACAUAAUUGCUUCAUGUAACUUUAAGAAACAAAAUAAAUACGAUUUUAAAUUCAAUAAAA